UGUAGUGAUGUACCAAAUGCGUGGUUACACUGUAAGCGUGCAACGAGUUUCGGAGAACCGGAAUGGCACAAAUUAUUGAAAAGUUCACCGUACCCCUCUUGUGGGUCCUGGACAUACUGGGUCUUAUGCCCGCUCCCUUUUCCAAACCAACCUGUUGGACAAAACUACGCCAGCUGAUAUCGAAAGUUCUCGCAGUCUUUCAAGCAUCCACACUGCUGUUUCACUGUUACGACUAUCUCAGCGACACCAUUCCAAAAUUUACCCAUUUUUCCUCAUACAUCCUCCUGAUUGUCUACAUCACCGAAGGCGUGACACUACCCAUUGCUAUUAUCCUGUUACGUAAAGCCGGCGCCCCGAUCCACUCUCUACUGAAAGAAAUCAGCGAGAAAUUCUCCGGUAUUAUUACAAAAGAAGACAAACGCACCGUAGUGAUUUUCGCCGUAACCUGGUUUGUGGCCUGCCUUGGACCGGGAAUCUAUUAUUUUCGCGAUGAUCUGUACGAGAAUCUGGAAAGUGACUUGGUGCAGUUUCGGGAGAAAUAUCCAGCGCCUAUAAUACCGGAUAACGUGGCGCGCUGGUUAACGGCGCUGUUCGACGUCUUCUGGACGGUGUCGAUCUUCAGUAAAGAAGCCAUUCAAUUCCUCGUGGUUUUUGUCGCGCUGAUCUUGGGAAUUAUAUUUCGCCGCAUUGCCCUCAACGUUACCUUUGAUCCGGAUGUCGAAGUCCCAGAAAAAGUCCAGGUUAAACAGAGAGAAUUGAUUGUGCAGGCAUUUGAAGAUCAUAAAUUUCUGAUGGAUAAAAUGCGAGAAUUCGAUAAACAGUUGAACGCCGUGAAUUUUAUCCGCUGCAUGGAACUGUAUGGGCUGUGCCUGGCAUGUGGUUAUUCUAUUAGUCAGCGCUUCAGCGAGGCGAUGAACGCAAGAUCGGAUCGUAUGGCUAUUCUGGCCGGCAUGGAGCUGAUUCAAUAUGGAGUGCUGCUGAUGCUUCACGUUGGUGCUCUGGUUUUCCUGUUUGAGAAGAGCCAAAUGAUCGCUAACGCUCUGGACGGCGAAGCCGGCAAAGAUCGCGAUUUGAAGAGAUAUGUCAAACAAAUCCGAGAGGAGCCGGUGUCCAUUACCAUGGGCGGUGUGACCUUUAGUCGGGAAUCGGCUAUUGCGACCGCAGGUAGCACCAUGGGUUAUAUUUUGAUCUUCUCAGAACUGGCCGACAGCGGAAAGGAUUUUGAUAAGAACGAGUUUGUGGAGAAACUGAAAUUGUUCGUGCGAAACAGUUCCAGCCUAUACGUACCCGCCCGAGGAAAAGGCGUAUGA
Molecule: messenger RNA, 1310 nt
Organism: Paramacrobiotus metropolitanus
Lineage: Eukaryota; Metazoa; Tardigrada; Eutardigrada; Parachela; Macrobiotidae
Exons: 4
Coding region: 63-1310 (415 amino acids)
Source: RefSeq, a predicted model, not a curated record